Messenger RNA from Pteropus alecto (black flying fox), 4898 nucleotides. It is a transcript of the gene ADAT3, whose product is annotated as adenosine deaminase, tRNA specific 3. The transcript has a single exon. The coding region runs from base 3411 to 4586 and encodes 391 amino acids. NCBI's taxonomy places the organism in Eukaryota, Metazoa, Chordata, Mammalia, Chiroptera, Pteropodidae. Gene Ontology annotation, cellular component: cytoplasm; nucleus. Gene Ontology annotation, molecular function: tRNA-specific adenosine-34 deaminase activity. The record is from RefSeq and is a predicted model, not a curated record.
GCCCUUCUGCGCGUGCGUGCGCCCCUGAGGCCGGGAGUGGGGACCCCGUGCGUCCAGCUGCUUCCGGCGCGCCUCGCCCUCGGGUCAUCUCGGGCACCCGCUGCCUCGGGGCUGCGCGUUUACCUGCUUCACAGCUUUGGGCGAAGGUCCCCAGUGUUUCUGUGCGUCCUGAACAUCGUGAUCAUUCCUCAGACUCAAGGGAAGUGUGAACCUGCAAGGCCUUUUCUUAUACCGCCACAGGAUAAGGGGUCUCUCCCACACCCCACAAGCCUAAGGUUCUCAAACUUUCGUGCACAGAAGGCCCUCCUGCAGGGUGUCAGGUUCACCAGGUAAACACGCAGGGCGUCCCGUUAAAUUCAACUUCCAUGCAAACGACGAAUAAUUUUUUAGCGUAGAUUGCACGGAACACACUUAUACUAAGAAACAGCUCUGUUAGCUGGAAUUCGAAUUUAUGGGGUGCCCCAGAAGUUAUCUGUCAACCGCGCUCUGCAAGUAACAGAUAACUGGGGAGCUUGUUAGAAAUACGGAUGGCGGUCCCCUCCACUUCUGGUGAGCUGAGACCUGGAAACUGCAUUCAAAACUGUGGGCGCGUCUGAGACUCCAGCACUAGCUAUUCCUUCUGCUCGAGACUCCCUACCCUUCCCUGCCUGCCUUCCAGGCCCAGCUGUGGAUCACCACCUCCCAGGAGCCCUCCUGGACUCUGCCACCACAGCCAGGGCACUGGGCCGCUGAGGAGCUGUCAGGUUGUUUACCACCCAGGACUGCGAGGCCUCUUGUGGCUUUUCUCACUUGCCCUGCCAUCCCUGCGCUGUGGGGAUGGAUUCCCGUUGCGUGGUGGAGGUUAGGGCAGAUGCCCAAGGCCGCACAGCCAGGAAAUGGGGCCAAGACACAGCCAGGUCCAGACUGUUUCCUUCCUAAUCCAGGAAGAAAAGAUAAAGCCUCCUGCCUGAGGCUCACGUUGUUGUCCCUGCAGAGCCUGACUCAGCUCACUGGAUAAGCACUAUAUCCUGUGUCCCUCUCAGAGCGAGUCCACUCCUGCUAGGACCCCAGGCGCAGUGCCCCCACGUGCCGCCACCCAGUGUCCCCCAGGAGUUUCAGUACAUGCUCAUUUUCUGGUGUGGUGCUGUGGGGACGGGUGGUCCUAGGCUGCUGGGGAGCCUUGCAGGUAGGGGUCCGUCUCCCUGGAUCUGGAUGUGCCAGGCCCUCGGGGGGCUGCUGACACAGUUGAGCCUCCCCGACCUGGAUGGAGCAGGAGCAUCGCAACACGUGAUUGCGGUGUCCGAGUAGGCUGCGGCCGCCCCCUGAGCGUUUUAGGAGGUGGCCGUACUCGGAGAAGGGACUGAGCAGGGCGGGACCGGUGGGGAGCUCGCGGGAAGGGCCGCGGGAGCAGUCGGGGCACCUGGAGCCCGGGCUUGCUCUGGGGCUUUGGGGACGGAAAGAGGAACCCAGGGUCGGCAGCUGCCGCUAGCCACGCUUCAGAUCCUGGGUGUGUUUCGGCAAAGUGUUUGUGCACAGAGUCUGUUCGCAGGUGGGCUGGCCCGCCCCACGGGGAUGUGGGUGGGGGCUCGGGUGGGUCACCCACCGCCGAGCCUGUUUGUUUUCAUCUGUAGAGGGGGCUCAGGACCUCCAUCUUCCUGAUGGGCCUGGAAGGCAGAGGCCCUGAGCCGAUGGGCACCAGCCACGUGCCCUGGUAAAGUCCUCCGCCUCAAGGAGCCUCGCUUGUCCUGUAGACGGGACAGUCCCAGGGGCUCCCUCCCAAGUCGUUGGGAGAAGUAGGGGAGCCCGCUCGUGGAAGCACGAGGACACACAGUGUCACAGUAACCGCAGCUGGCAGCUGCCAUCGAGGCGCUGCGCCUAUGUGGGGUCUGCUGACCUGCUGUCCCCCAGGUGUCCUUCCCUCUCCCCGUUUUCUUCCACAGCGGCUUUGCUGAGAUACAGUUCACUCCCUUUGAGUUCAUGUAGGUGGUUUCUAGUACGUUUGUGCAACUGUCAUCGCUAUCUAACUCCAGAACAUUCCAUCACCACAGAAGGAAACCUGUCCUCAUUAGCAGUCACAUACAUUUCUACCGCAGUUCCUGUAAUCCACUGACCCACUUUCUGUCCCUGUGGCUGUGCCCGUUCUGGACGUUUCACAUAGAUGGAAUCAUGCCCCAUGUGGCUGUAUGUGUUCGGCUUCUCUCCUGGGUUUGACGUUGUCGGGCUCUGUCCCCGUUGUGCCGGUGGUCAGCCCUUUACUCCGUUUUCAGGCUGAGUGAUGUUCCCCUGUGUGGACGGACCGCUCGGUGUGUGUCCAUUCAUCAGUGGAUGGACACUUGGGACGUUUCCACCUUUUGGCUGUCCUGAGUCCUGCCCCUAUGGACACGCGUGGACAGAUUUCGUGUGGACACGGGCUUCCAGUUUUCUGGGCGCACACCUGGGAGUGGAGUGGAGUUGCUGGGUCACACACGACUGUUCUGUGACAUUUCAUCCCUCCUUCCUGGGAGUUGGUGGCCUGACUGGCAGAGUCUCAAAGGCAGCCUCUUUUAUUUGUCGCUUGUUUUGUUUGAUCAGACAGAGGUUGCACUCUUGGAGGAACAAACAGGGCUGUGUCUGUCUGUGCCCGGCGGACAGUGGGAGCUUCCGCAGCCUGGGGCGGGCCACGCGGGCCAUGCAGUCCUGGCAUAUGGUGUGCGCGGGCGGAUUUGGAGUUGGCACCGUGGGCCUGCCUGUGGGCACCCUACGACCUCCGCCAUGCGGUCCACUUCUCGUGGCUGCCACCAGCACCCGGCUUCAGCACAUUUGCCGAGAUUGGACUGAGCUUAAGACACACUGUGGUGGGCGAGGCGCUCGCGUGCCCUCUGAAGGGCCCAGCCGACAGCAGCGGGGCCCGUGGGGCCGAGGACUGAGCCAGGAGGCACGUCACGAGUGAUGAAAGCCCCAGGGACUUCAGUGCUCUCGUACAUGGGGAUGGGACAGGAGGGCCUGGCCUGCUAUGAGUCGCCGGCGGGGCCAGGUUCUGGGCGGUCGGUGGCGCCCGAGGCCUCCGGAACCUGGUCGAGGUGUUCUGUGGUUUAUCUCUGACGUCACCCAAAACAGUCCUGAACAAGGGACUGGCAUGCGAGGCACACGUAACAUUAAAUCUUUCAGAAGCUGCGUUUUUGGAAAGUACAGAGAAGCAGGUGAAGUUAACCUUAACGUGUUUCGUUAGCUGAGAGCACACGAUGUUUGCACUUCGACACCUAGUCGACACGAAAGAACUUAGGAGGCGGUUCGUGUUCUUUCUUCCACGUUAAUCCCGGUGACCCAGCAUGCGUUUCCACACAUGGCACAUCUCAGAGGCGAGCGGGGCGGGCUCAGUGGCAGUCUAAACUUCAUGCAGACCGAGUCAGUAGGAUGUGAGUGGGCAUGACCGGUGAUGCAUCUUACCCAGGAUGAGCCCUCGCAUCCGGCACGCACCUGGGACGGACUCCUCGGCCCCCCCGGGCCUCCUGCGGCUGACGGAUGAUGCUCUGCUCCGAUCUCUGUCUCCCACAGUCGGAGCCGAGCUGAGGAUGGAGCCCCUGGAGGUGGAGCAGCGUGGGGACGAGAAGGCCGGGAACCCGGAGCGAGAGCCUGUGCCGUGGCAAGCCCUCCCGGUCCUGUCGGAGCAGCAGGCCAAGGACGUGGAGCUGGUGCUGGCCUAUGCUGCACCCAUCCUCGACAAGCGCCAGACCUCGCGCCUGCUCAAGGAGGUGUCAGCUGUCCACCCACUGCCCGCCCAGCCUCACCUCAAGAGGGUGCGGCCAAGCCGUGACGCCAGCCACCCGCACGCGCUGGAGAUGCUGCUGUGCCUGGCAGGGCCGGCCGCGGGCACGCGAUCGCUGGCCGAACUCCUCCCGCAGCCGGCCGUCGAUCCCCAAGGCCUGGGGCAGCCCUUCUUGGUGCCCGUGCCCGCCCGGCCGCCCCUGACCAGGGGCCAGUUUGAGGAGGCGCGCGCCCACUGGCCCACGUCCUUCCACGAGGACAAGCACGUGACCCGCGCCCUGGCCGGGCGGCUCUUCUCAGCGCAGGAGCGGACGGAGAUGCAGGCCCACAUGGAGCGGGCCGUGCAGGCCGCGCAGCAGGCGGCUGCCAGGGGCCUGAGGGCCGUGGGGGCUGUGGUGGUGGACCCGGCCUCUGGCUGUGUGCUGGCCACUGGCCAUGACUGCAGCAGCGCGGCCAGCCCCCUGCUGCACGCCACCAUGGUGUGCAUUGAUCUGGUGGCCCAGGGACAGGGCCGUGGCACCUACGACCUCGGGCCCCACCCCGCCUGCUCUUUCACCCCGGCCUCCGCCCCCCAGGGCGUCCGAGUGGGCUCUGUGCGCAAGCUGGACAAGGACACGGACGAGGACGGUCUCCCCUACGUGUGCACCGGCUACGACCUCUACAUCACCCGCGAGCCCUGCGCCAUGUGCGCCAUGGCCCUGGUGCACUCCCGCGUGCAGCGCGUCUUCUACGGGGCGCCCUCCCCCGACGGCGCCCUGGGCUCCCGCUUCCGCAUCCACGCCCGGCCCGACCUCAACCACCGCUUCCAGGUGUUCCGCGGCGUGCUGGGCGCCCAAUGCCAGCGGCUGGAUCCCGACACGUAGGCGCCGCGGCCCCGUCUCCUCUCGGGUUCUCUCAGGCCGGCUCCCACCUCGUCUGGGGCCUGGGUCCUGCGUGCGGCUUCCAGGGACCUUCACACCACCCAGCCCAGCAGCCCCGCCGUUCCCGCCAGCGCACAGGGCUGCGUCUCCGCCAGACUGCGCGUUCCACUGGGCCGGAGCGUGGCGGUCCUGCCGGGCCUCGCGGACGGACACUCAGGCCUCACUUCUCCGGCCGCCUGUACCCCGAGCCCACCAGGAUUGCGUCCCCUUGCUGUCAGCUCUGACCUGUGAAAAUAAACACGACCCCGAAACCUG